Messenger RNA from Symbiodinium pilosum, 477 nucleotides. Lineage: Eukaryota; Dinophyceae; Suessiales; Symbiodiniaceae. The record is from the annotation of a GenBank genome assembly.
AUGAUGCUAGACUGCAGCAGAGACACAGAUGCAGGUGCUGCUUGGGACGAGCGCAGCCCUGAUGCCCGGCUGCCCGCAGCUGCAGUCGCUGAGAGCAACGAGGAGCUCAUCUCAUUGCUUAGGCAACAAAGGGAGCUUCUGGAGCCACUCCCCAAGAUGCUGAAGGACCAGAAGUGGGAUAACGUCCGUUCCGUCCUCAAGACACCGCCUGUGGCCUACCUCUGGAACCUUGGCAUGGACAAGAACAAUUUGAAGAAGUUGGGUGACAGCUUGGGUGAGAUCCAAGUCCUUGAGCUGAUGGAUGAGAUCGCUUCGGAUCUUCAAACAGCUGAUGAGAUCUCUUAUGCAGUCCUGGCUGACUUGUCUGGCACUUCAUGCGGAGUCCAACAACUAUGUCUAUGGACAACCUGGCGAGGGCAAGGUGAAAAUUCAGGAGCCCAUCGAGUUCAUGAAGACGGCAAUGUCCAAACUCGAUGA